Messenger RNA from Entamoeba invadens IP1, 804 nucleotides. RefSeq lists its product as hypothetical. The transcript has 7 exons. The record is from RefSeq and is a predicted model, not a curated record. NCBI's taxonomy places the organism in Eukaryota, Evosea, Mastigamoebida, Endamoebidae. Bases 1 to 804 code for a protein of 267 amino acids.
AUGUCAACUUUCAUCAUUAACACACUGAAAAAUGUAAAUUUGGAAUCUACGAAAACGCAUUUCAGUAAAAGAUUGAAAACAUCUAUUCGAAGUAUUUGGUCAUCGAACAGAACUAUAACAAAGCUUUGGAAUAACUUGAUAAAACAAAUUGUGAGUUUCACAAUUUGGACGAACAAACACAAUACCACGUUCUUUCGCGUUGAGUGCUUUUCGGUAACGAUAUAUUAUCUUAUUUUCUAUAUUGAUGAAUCUUUCAUUAAAUUUUUAUGGUCUGGGUUUUUAAAUAUUAUCAACGUUAAUACAGAAAUAGUUGAGUUCACUGCAAAUCCUUUGGUCCAUUUUUUCCAGACUGUUUCAAAAAAGAAUUCUUUAUAUAUAAUUCAAAUGAAAGCACUUGACUCAUUGUGUAAAAAUAAUAAUAAUUUGCCAUUUUUACUAAAAAUCAAAGCAAUUUAUGGGCGUGUCUUUGCUCUAGCAAAGUGUUAUACCAAGAGCAUGAGCACAUUUUUGUCAAAAGAAGUGUUGGAUUACUUUUUAAUUUCGAUACAAUUUAACUUGCUUAAAGAUAUUAACAACAUCUUAUUUUCUUCAACAAAUGAUGUCACUGAUAUCAUUAAUAAGAUACUGAAUAAUGUUCAUAACUCAUUGAAUGAGAUGUUUGCAUCAAUUAUACAACAAAAUAACUCGAUGAAAAAGGAGAGUGCAAAUAUGUUUAAAUACAAUAGUUUCUUUUACCAAGCAUUUUCUAUUCCAUGCAUCGACCCAAUGGAGUUCUCCAAAACAUUUCAUUUCUGUUUCAAAUGA